ACCAUUAAAGCACAUGAUGUAAACAUGUCAGAUGACUGCAAUGGACGUCGCACGAACUUAUAAUUAAAAUCGUUUGAGCUAUUGUAUAUAGGAGUAUAAGGAAUUUGUACAGGGUUAAUAAUGGCCCAGAUGAUAAAAGUACCUUCUGAAAAAUACAAAUAUUUCAGAUUGAACGAUGUACAUGCACAUUCCCCAAUUUAUUGUGAAAGUGAAAGUAGACGACCAAUUAAUUCAUGGACGCAGAAUGGCCGUAAAAACUUUGUUAAAACUAUCAUAACGAUACUCGCAGCGUGUGGGUUAGGUGUUACUGGAAUUCUGUUUGCAUUUGGUGUAUUUGAUUUACAAUGUCAGGAAAGUGCUGUAUCUGUAACUUCGCCAGUCACGGUUAAUGCAUCAAACUUAAACAAUCAGCUGCUAUUGCCUGCCUUGAAUAUUGAUGCUCCCCAAUGUGGAAACAUCCCCCAGGAGUCUCGCCAAGACUGCUGGCCGGAAGAGAAAGGGACGUCUCAACAGGGGUGUGAGGCCAGAGGAUGCUGUUGGUUACCUGCUGGCUUCAGUAUGAAAAGGAGGCUGGGUAAUGUGCCAUGGUGUUUUUAUCCUACCAAUUACAAUGGUUACAUGGUAACCAGUGUAGAGAAGAUUACUGCUGGCACUCGUGCACAACUACAGCUGUCCAGGCCUUCAAGCUGGCCGAAUGAUGUCCAGAAACUGUAUGUGGACAUUGUGUCGGAGACAAAGACCAGGCUCAAUGUGAAGAUUUAUGACCCAGCCAAUACACGUUAUGAAGUGCCAGUGACGCUGAACAAGGAGCAGACAACAGAUUUUACUGACUUUGACGUGUCUGUUCCCACACAGGGACCCUUCAGCAUCACUGUCACUAGAAAAUCCUCCGGACAAGUCAUUUUCAGCAGCAUGGGUCAGGCCCCAUUGAUGUUUGCAGACCAGUUCCUGCAGUUUGGUACCCAGCUCAGCUCCAAGUACAUAUAUGGGCUUGGGGAGCACAGGGGGGCAUUCCUGGUCAGCACCAACUGGACAAAGAUGGCCUUUUGGGCCCGAGAUGAACCACCCUCAAGACAUUCCAAUUUGUAUGGGGUUCAUCCAUUCUACCUGAAUGUUGGAAAGAAUCAUGAUGCCCACGGGGUGUUUCUCGUCAACAGCAAUGCCAUGGAGGUUGAAGUUACCCCAGAACCAUCCGUCAUCUACCGCACUACUGGAGGUAUUCUCGACUUCUACAUAUUUACUGGCCCCUCUCCAGACAAUGUGGUCCAGCAGUACACACAGCUUAUUGGACGUCCCUUUAUGCCUCCCUAUUGGGCUCUGGGUUUCCACCUGUGUCGCUGGGGCUAUGGUGGAACAGCCGGUCUCAAAACAGUCAUUAAAAGGAUGAGGGAUGCUAACAUGCCCUAUGACACACAGUGGAACGACAUUGACUACAUGCGUGAUCACCUGGACUGGACAUACGAUAGCACACAUCAGUUCCGGGGACUGCCUGAUGUUGUACAGGACCUUCAUGACCAUGGCCAACACUACAUCAUGAUCAUUGACCCCGGUAUCAGUAACAGCCAGCCAAAAGGCACCUACAUCCCGUACGACGACGGACUCAAGCGGAAUGUCUUCAUCAAAACUCCAGAUGGAUCUCAGCCUAUCAUUGGAAAGGUAUGGCCAGGAACAACAGCGUAUCCGGAUUUCUACCACCCCAAUGCCUCAGACUACUGGUAUACGCAUGCUAAGGCCUACCAUGACAUAGUGCCUUUUGAUGGAAUAUGGAUUGACAUGAAUGAGCCAUCCAACUUUGUAGCUGGUUCCACCGCAGGUUGUCCCAACAACAACCUUGAGAACCCACCCUGGCUGCCACCAGUAUUGUUGGGUGGUACCUUGCGGGACAGGACGCUGUGUGCCUCCGCCAGCCAGUACGUCUCCACCCACUACAAUCUUCACAGUCUUUAUGGACACAGCGAGGCCAUCGCCACAAAACAGGCUCUAGACAAGAUCCUAGGAGGAAACAAAAGGAGUAUUGUGAUAUCACGGUCCACUUUCCCAACCACUGGGGUGCAUUCAGGACAUUGGUUGGGCGAUAACAAUGCAAAAUGGGACGACACCUACUACUCAAUUCCUGGUAUCAUGAACUUUAACCUAUUCGGGAUCCCAUUGGUUGGUGCUGAUAUCUGCGGCUUUAACGGCAACUCUAACCCUGAAUUGUGCAUGAGAUGGAUGCAGCUUGGAGCAUUCUAUCCCUUCAUGCGCAACCACAACACUAUUGGAAACAAGGACCAGGACCCGGCCUCAUUUGACACAGCCACCCAAGACAAGAUGCGUGAUGCCCUCCUGUUACGUUACAAGCUCCUACCCUACCUGUAUACGCUGUUCUACAUCAACCAUGUUGAGGGGACACCUGUGAUUAGGCCAAUCUUCUUCCAGUAUCCAGAGAGUGCAUACAAUGUGAGUUACAUGGUGGAUACCCAGUUUAUGUGGGGAGACGCUCUGCUUGUUACACCCACCACUUCACAGAACACGUACAAGGGUCUGGCUUACCUGCCAAAAGAUCGCUGGUAUGACUGGUUCAACCAAUCAUACAUUGACUCCGCCGGCUACAUGGGGGACUUUGACCUGCCCAUGGAGCACAUUAACCUCCAGGUGCGGGGUGGGGUCGUCAUCCCUCUCCAGGCCCCUAACGUCACCACCACUCUCUCUCGAAAGAACCCAUUUUCCUUGUUGGUGACCUUGACCUCAACUGGCAGUGCCAAGGGACGCAUGUACUGGGAUGACGGAGAGUCACUCAACUCCAUAUCAGACAAGAAGUACAAUUUGAUCAACUUUAAUGUUUCUCAGCACAUGUUGAGUUCAGAGGUAGUGUACCGGGGGUACACGGGGGAGGUGAUUACCCUGGAGCAUAUCACCAUACUGGGGGUAGAGAUAGCUCCCACAUCAAUCACCGUCAACGGGCAGGUCCUCACUGCCGGAUACACUUACAAAAAUAAGGUGUUGGAGAUAAACAGUCUGACAGUGGACCUUCUCCAGCCCCUGACCAUCAACUGGACAGUCUAGUCAGAUCAUACUGGCCACCGUUUGUCAAUACACUGGUCAGCCUCUCCUGCUGAUCCUAUUUGUGUUGUUGUAUCAAGUUAAUUGUUACUUUGAAAUAAGUUAGAUGAAUGUUAAGUUGUACAUUGCAUUUUUAUACAUUUAUAGCCUGCACUAAAGACUGUAUAGGAGUUGUCUGAAAUGGUUAUGAUGGAUUUGAUUGUGGUAACUUUUUUAUGAUUGAAUUUGUGCCAUUGAACAAAACAACGAAUUUCUGGGAAUCGUUGUGUUUGGAGUGUUCAAUUUAUCUGUUUUAACGCAUGCAAUAAGACAAUUACCCAUAAUAUGCAUUAGGACAUUGCAUUCAUAUUUUUGUAUGAAAAAAUUGAUUUGUAUAUGUUAAAUUAAUUCCAAACUUAAGUUAAAAUACCACUUUGAUUGUACACUGUGAUAUGUUUUUGGGCUUUAAUUGUGUGUUCUGUUAUAGUUUUUGAAGACUGAAUUGUUAUGACAUAUGAUCUGAUAAUGAUUUUCAUUCAGGGUUAAAAUUUCUUAAAAUGUGUCAUGUGUUAUUUCAAAUACUACAUGUACAUGUAUUGUGUUCUAAUAGAAAGGCUGCGAUACACAAAGUGUAUGUGAACUUGUACGUGUAGCAACAGGCACUGGUAUAAGUUGCAGAGGAGUUAAAGUUGUAUACAUUAUUUCUCAUGAAACUUGUAAUUUUUUACUCUGGCUUUCUUUGACUUUCUUGUACUGUUAUUGCAUACAUCACUUUUCUCCUGCUAUCAUACUUAUAAUUUUAACUUUCAAUUAUGUGGACAUGGAUGAUGUAGUGCAGAAAAAAAGGGAACACAUACAUGAACCCUUACAAAUAAUGUUUUGCAACCUCUAUAUUCUAUCAAAGGAAAUACUUAAUACUUCUAUGCUUGUUUAAUAUUAUGAGCUCUGCUUCAGACUGUUAGAAUAUAUGCUAAAUAGUUGAUGGUUUGUAAGAUGCUUAAGGUAAUAUUUAUGCUUGUUGGUGCAUUGUUGGUAAAUCUAUAUUUCUGUCAUUUAUUAUAUGCUUUCUGGUGGUUAUACAGAUUUUUUUAAAUAAAUACUCAUGCUUUAUCACUGUCUAAAACAGUUUAAAUGUAAAUUUGAUAUUUUGUACUGUUUAGAAAUUUUCCUGCGUUCACGUCCAAAUAAAACCUCAGCGAGCACAGUGCUUGGCCAAAAUAUCAUAAUUUCUACAAUGAUGUAAUGUUACAUACAAUUUUGUUGCUUUUUUCUGAAAACUUUAAUUAAAUGUCUCAUACGCCCCCCAAACAAUGUUUGGGAGAAUAUAUGGUAGUAACCUUGUUGGUUGGUUGAUCCAUCAGUUUUGAUAGGACAAUAUUUCAUGAAAGGGUAUGUAGAUUUAAAUUAUGUUCAGUUAACAUGAAUUGUUUAACAUCAUAAAAAAUACAUGGUCACAAAUUCUGAGGUAAUAUUUUUUUAUCAGUAUCUUAAUCAUGUGCAUUUUUUGUUUUGAUCAUUAAAAUCAAAUGAGUUAAACACAAAAACGCAUUAAAAUAAAAGAUUGCAUCAACUAAUAUUGUGUGCCUUUAAUAAUCAUAAAGUUAUGCAACUUGUUAGACUGAAAUUGAUAUAAAAAAAACAAGUGUUGGGAUCGGCUUGCAGUAUUCUUGGUUUACCCUUUGGCAUAUUCAGCCUGCAUUUCUAAUUCUUGUAUCCUUUUCAAUGGAAAUGGAUUGCAUGAUUAUUUGAUGUCAGCAUUAGUUAACAGCUAGUCAAAUGUUCUAGGUAUUUUUAUUUUCGAUUUUCUCAAUGUAAGUAGGAGUGUUGGUAUUUCAACUCUAGCUGAGGGUUAAGUGGGCAAUUGUUUUACUAUGAAAUGUUUAAAUAUUUUACUGUUUUUCCAGGCUACCUGCUUUUUGAAACAUGUAGGUUCAAGAGCAAUUGCAUAUUUAAGAUUUGUUUAUGUCAUCAGUAAAUUGUGUUUGUUUUUUUUACUUCUAAAAUGUAUAAUUUCUACGCUUUACCAGACGUCAAGAUUCAGGAACAUUCAACAAAGAAAUCAUUUUUCACUCUUUAAUUGCUAAUAACUGUAUAAUAUGUACUAUUUUCACUUUUGAAACGGAAUCAAAAAUAAUUUAUGUGCCAUCUUACUCCAGUUAUAAAUUAGCUUUUUUAAAAUGCAUAAUGAUUGUAAAUAAACGCUUAUUAAAUUG
This is a messenger RNA of Mya arenaria, 5234 nucleotides long. Its product is annotated as lysosomal alpha-glucosidase-like. Bases 121 to 3045 code for a protein of 974 amino acids. Gene Ontology annotation, molecular function: alpha-1,4-glucosidase activity; carbohydrate binding. Gene Ontology annotation, biological process: carbohydrate metabolic process. The transcript has 21 exons. The record is from RefSeq and is a predicted model, not a curated record. NCBI's taxonomy places the organism in Eukaryota, Metazoa, Mollusca, Bivalvia, Myida, Myidae.